AUGGCUGAAAUUAAUGACAUGCCCGACACUAAACGUGUUAAAACAAGCCUUGGUGAUCCAGCUUUGCCUGUAAGAGAUUCCCACCACCAUUCUGAUUCUGCCAGCAUGUCAACAGCUAUAGAACAUUCAACAACCUCUUGUGAUACCCUUGACUACAUAAAUGAUCAAGAUUUAGUUUCCAAACCAGUGACCUACAUUCAACAAACAACCGAAGCAAGUUCUAAUAUAAUUAAUGAGACAGGCCCACAAAGCAAAGAGACAAGCUGUUGUAACCAUUAUAAGUCUAAGUUGCAGAAUAGUCAGCGAUCCAAUUACUACCGUCUUAAGAGGAGAGUAAGUGAACUAAAGGACUGUGUGAAAGAACUACAAAUAGUAAGUAUACUGACUCAUCAUUCACAAUCAGUCGUUAUUUGAAGAAGAACCUCAUAAGGGAAUAACCUCAUAAUCACAUGAUGGGGAAAUACUGUUAUGUACUCAUGCAGCCUGCAGCCAUGUACCAGUAUAUUGGGAUUUCAUAGGCUCUUUUUUCUAAUGUAGUGUCAGAAUGCCAAGAACAGUGUAAUUAAAAAGCUAAUGACUUUGUUUUAUUUUGUAUAGCAAGUACCUCCUACUGAGUAUGAUAGUGAUAGUGAUGUAUGCAGUGAUGAUGAAGAUGAGUCCUGUUGUGAAAGUGAACCAGCCAACACUGGGAAAGAAAGUGAACAUGAACCAUCAUCAGACUAUUAUGUCUGGCCCAGUUGUGGCAAUGAAUCAAGUGAUGAUGAUGGUGACUGGACACCACACAUUGAAUCUGAAGAUAGUGAAACUAAUGACGAAAUGAAUCAAAAUUCAUUUAGUGACAUGAAGUAA
This is a messenger RNA of Paramuricea clavata, 849 nucleotides long. The record is from the annotation of a GenBank genome assembly. Lineage: Eukaryota; Metazoa; Cnidaria; Anthozoa; Malacalcyonacea; Plexauridae.